Molecule: messenger RNA, 7762 nt
Organism: Ochotona curzoniae (black-lipped pika)
Lineage: Eukaryota; Metazoa; Chordata; Mammalia; Lagomorpha; Ochotonidae
Gene: PAQR8
Product: progestin and adipoQ receptor family member 8
Exons: 2
Coding region: 427-1491 (354 amino acids)
Biological process (GO): response to steroid hormone
Cellular component (GO): plasma membrane
Molecular function (GO): nuclear steroid receptor activity; steroid binding
Source: RefSeq, a predicted model, not a curated record
AUAUCUGUUGCCUCCCAGACACACUUGCAAGAAGAUGGAGAACAAGUAGCUGGGACUCAAACUGGCACUCUGAUUCAUGUAUCUCAAGUAGUUGCUUAACCAACUGCAUUUAUUGCCCAUCUUACCACCUGCUCUCUUGAGACCAAGAGAAUAUCCAAAGAUUUCAGUUAUGUCUACAGUCAAGAAAUUGAAGAACUACAUUUACACAAACUUAUGAAAAUGGAACUAAAUUAUAUGUUUUACUUAAUAUUACCUCUAGGUCACGAUUUUCUAAGAAAUAGAACUUUUUUUGUUAGUGAAAAUAUCUCACUGCUUUCUUUUCAGAUUCAUUCUGAAGAGGAUUGAUAAAGCUGUAUAAGAAAGUAGAUAAGGUCGCACUUCCAUCCUUCGGUGCAGUGUGGAAGGCAGUUCCCCCAGGUCGCCGCAAUGACCACCGCCAUCCUGGAGCGCCUGAGCACCCUGUCUGUGAGCGGGCAGCAGCUGCGCCGCCUGCCCAAGAUCUUGGAAGAUGGGCUUCCCAAGAUGCCUUGCACCGUGCCAGAGACAGACGUGCCUCAGCUCUUCCGUGAGCCUUACAUCCGUGCUGGAUACCGGCCGACGGGACACGAGUGGCGCUACUAUUUUUUCAGCCUCUUUCAGAAACACAACGAGGUGGUCAACGUCUGGACCCACUUGCUGGCGGCCCUGGCUGUCCUCUUGCGCUUCUGGGCCUUCACUGAGGCCGAGGCCUUGCCAUGGACCUCUCCCCACUCCCUGCCCCUGCUCCUCUUCUUCCUGUCCUCAAUCACUUACCUCACCUGCAGCUUGCUGGCCCACCUGCUGCAGUCCAAGUCGGAACUCUCACACUACACCUUCUAUUUUGUGGACUACGUUGGUGUGAGCGUGUACCAGUAUGGCAGCGCCUUGGCCCACUUCUUCUACAGCUCCGACCAGGCCUGGUACGAGCGAUUCUGGCUUUUCUUCCUCCCUGCGGCUGCCUUUUGUGGCUGGUUAUCUUGUGCGGGCUGUUGCUAUGCCAAGUACCGUUACCGGCGGCCUUAUCCUGUCAUGAGGAAGAUCUGCCAGGUGGUGCCGGCAGGGCUGGCUUUCGUCCUAGACAUCAGCCCUGUGGCGCAUCGGGUGGCCCUUUGCCACCUAGCCGGCUGCCAGGAACAAGCAGCCUGGUACCACACCCUCCAGAUCCUCUUCUUUCUGAUCAGCGCCUACUUCUUUUCCUGCCCGGUACCUGAGAAGUAUUUUCCGGGUGCCUGUGACAUCGUGGGCCAUGGGCACCAGAUCUUUCAUGCAUUUCUGUCCAUCUGCACACUCUCCCAGCUGGAGGCCAUCCUCCUGGAUUACCAGGGGCGGCAGGAGAUCUUCCUGCAACGCCACGGGCCUCUGUCUGUCUACACGGCCUGUCUCUCCUUUUUCUUCCUGGCAGCCUGCAGUGCUGCCACCGCAGCCCUCCUGAGGCAUAAAGUCAAGACCAGACUGACCAAGAAAGAGACCUGAAGCAUGCAGGCAGGGCAAAGUGUGGAGGAGGCCCCCUGGAGAUUUGGAGAAAACUUUAUCCAACAGUAGAAAUGGACUUUUUAUUUUUUAACAAUUGGCUUUUAACACAAUGAGUGUUUCCAAGGAUAUUCCAUGGCUCCAUGAUUUGAAGGCAGAAGCAGUCAAGAGCUUUGCAGUCAUGAAUAAAAGGAAUAUUGUUUUUUUCUGGGUUACAGCCUUACAAAGAAGGGAGAUGAUCUUAGCCAAGAUGAAUGGGACACUGAUUUAAGGAGAACCAUCUUCAUGCCUGAAAUUUUUGGAGAAUCUUGAAUAUUGUUUCCAGAGGCAAGGCAUAAGGCUGAGCACGUGAUAAAAUUGGACUGGAAAGUAAGUAGGUGGCAGUUCCUCAUUAUGUUGCAAUGGCCAUCCUACUAUGGCAGUGUUUUUGUCAGUGAAAUUGUCCCAAGAAUCUUUUUUUCAUUUGGCUUUCAGAUUGCCUAGGGUGGAAAACAGAAUCUUGAAGAUGAAGGUAAAACCGUUAGACUCAAUGCAACCUGCAUUUCAUCUGAUUCCUGGCCCCCUCCUCUCCUGUCCACUGUAACGGUGAUUCUUUUCUCAGGAUAACAGCUGUCUGCCUGCUUUGUCUAAAGUGCUGUUCACACCACAUUUUCUUUGCAUGGUAGCAUCAAAGAUUAUGAAUCAGUUAUAAUUUCAGGAAAUGCAUGGAGCCAUGUGGGGAAUCAGGAAGCUUGUUCUCAUAUAAUACUAACGUACACAGUACUAGAAAACACAGUGCCAAGAACCACCAGGAAGCCCAGCCCAGGAGCACGAAUACUGUUGGGUGUCGUGGCACUCUGCUGCUUCCUGCCUGUGGGCUACAGGGCUGCCUGAGCGACAUUAGGGCUGCCUUACAGAACAGGUAUCUGGGAGUUGUUCAGGGGAAUUUUCUUCAGAUUAGAUUGGCAUGUUUAAGAAGUCUUUGGUAAAUUGGUCCUAAAGCCCUGGGGGUCUGCUUAUUUCAAGAGGAACCCAUUGUCCAACUUCCCACACAACGCUGCUCUAUGAAGAAACCAUGUAAAGACCCAGUUGAGGGACCUCAGGCACGUAGUCCUGAACGCUGGGAAUCAUCAAGCACGUGUGUUCACUGUGAAGUGGUCCCUGGAGUCUCCUUUGGGUGAGACUGUGUGGACCAGGUAUCCUAUAGCUGAAAUGCUCUGAUUGGAAAGUUGCUGCUCAGCAUCUUCUGUGAGAUGGGAGGUGCUCGCCGUCCGUGGUCCUGCCGCACGGCGCUCUCUGAGGAGUGACUUCUGCACUAAUCCAGUCAAGGAGACUGUCAGGGAUGGCUGGAAAGAGUCCUGAGACUGCAACUGUCCUAUCGGGAUAAGGUUCCCUACUUGCUAAAGAGGAAAGUGGUUUAACUCCAUUUCAAUGAAUUUAAUCAGUUGCUAGGUUACAAUUUCUCACUUCAAAUUUUUGUUUCUUAGCUUUCUGUGAGAGGUUUGUGAGUUUUGUGCCUUAUAAAUGGAAAUGUAUUAACACUUCACUCAAUGUAUGUGCAUGUGGGAUUUUUCUGCUCUGAGUUAUUGAGGUAAGAAAAUAAUUCAUUGCUGAUAGGCCAGUGAAUGCAAGAAAUUUCAGAAAGCUAGAUUCGCGUAUCAGUCAAGACUGUCAAAAAAGGGGGUGGGGAGGAACAUUUCAACUCAAUCUAUCAUAUAAUCUUUAGAUCAAGAAAGCAUGUGUCUUGUGAACUACAUUGUUUUUCAAGUGCAUUUCUCUUGUUAAUCCUCAAGUAUGUGAACUUCUGCGCUACUCUAGUGUCUCGUAGCCAAACUCACAGUAAAUCAAAUUAGCAAACUGAACUGGGUGGAACUGAACAAGGCAGUGGGGAUGUUGUGCAAAUGCACUGCAAGUGGAGGGGCAGUGAAGAUGGAAACUGAAAGUAUUUGAAAUUUUUAUAAUUGAAAGAUUAGUCUUUUAAAAGGGAGUGAACUGAAGAGAAGUGAGGAGGAUGUGACUCAAGCUCUGUGGUGGUAUUGGUAGACUUAGGUUUUCAAGCCAAAUAGAUUUUUUUUGAAAGAACAGGAAGUAGAGCAGUGAACCUCAAAUAUGUCCACAGACCAAUGCUAGUCUACAUAUACUAAUGGCCUAUGGCACGAUAAGAGAUGAAAGAGGCACUAAACUUGGAGUUAAUUGUUAUAUAAUUUUUAUUUUUAUGUAUGCAACUUGGCACUGAAACAAUUUGAAAUUAUUUUUAAAAACACUUUUGUAAGAGAUAUUUGAGAAGUGAAGCAUUAAGGUAGGGGACCAUAACAUGCUUUCAAAAUAGUAUAGCAUAGGGGCCAGCACUUUGGCAUUGAGGGUAAAACCUCUGCAUGCAGUGCCAGCAUCCGAUGUGCAUACCGGUUUGAGUCCCAGCUGCUCCACUUCUGAUCCCACUGCCUGUUAAUGUGCCUUGAAGAGCAGUUGGUAGAUGGCUCAGGUGCUUUGGCCCUUGCACUUACAUGAGAGAUCCAGAGGAAGCUGCAGACUCCUGUCUUCAGUGUGACAGCCCCAGCCAUUGCUGCCAUUUCAGGAGAAAACCAGCUGAUCAAAGAUCUCUCUGUCCUUCUCUGUCUCUUUCUUUCCCUAUGUAACUCUGAUUUUAGCAUAAAUAAUAUAAAUCUGAACAAAAAAUACACGUGUAUCAUUAGAAAUAUAUCAACACGGGAAAUCCUGGUGUGCUUAAGUAAUCAGACUUUUGAGGAAUUAAAUAUUCUUUUUAAAGUGUUUUCAUGGAAAUAAACAUAUUAGUAAAGAAUGAGCCUAGAUAGUUUAGAGAGGACUAAUUAGGAAUUGCAAGAAGGAAAUUGCUCUCACUCUAACCACUCUGACAGUUGACAUUUACUGGAAAUUCUACUGGUUGUCUUUCCCUCUGAAUUGAUCUUAAUUGAUCUUCAAACCUCAAAGUGUAAAUGCCUCUAGAAAUAAGUAAACUAUCAUUCAUGUACAUUUUAAUGUGAGUAAGAGUUCAGAUUUGUAUGAAGCGCUACUCAAGGUGGAGAGAAGGGAGCAAUGGCCAUAGUAAACCAGGGAUAGAGUUGCCUGGUUCCUUCCUGCCGAGUUCUUCCUAACUUGUAUUUACUGAUGAGCUAAUAUUAAUGUUCUUAAGAUGUUAGGGUUUCAUCCCACUUGAUGACAAGCAUUCUCAAGAGUCAUCCACUGGAACUUUGAAAUCGUCAAGUGUCAUCUACUGCAGGUAGGCGCUCAGAGUAGGCGCUCAGAGCCUUGGAAUGAAGGAAGUUCCUUCCACCUCUGUGCCCCACCCGUGCACAGAGAGUACCUGAAUGCUUGAAGACAUUAACAUCUUUGGUUGUUAUGCUGCAGUUCCAGAUAGAUUCUAAAGAUGAUGUCCAUGUGCUAGUCAAAGAAGGCGCAGCCGUGUCAUCAGGGUGUCUGCCUAAUGUACUGGUCUUGUGUUCUGAUUGACUGCUUGGCAAAGAAAAAAGUGGAAUUGUUUUCUGUCUAUAUAAAUCUAUUCACACAAAUAACCAUUAAACGAUUUUAUAUAUGGAUUAUUAUGGUGUCAGGAGUUUAAAGAAACAGCUUUCUUGGGGUUUUUUAGGACAACGCUCUUGACAAGAGUUACCGUGACAAGAUUCAUCCUAAAGAAAAGUUUUGUUUAGAAAAAUACCGUCAGAAGGUGGUCAUCACAUAAGGGAAAGAAGUUCAAAAGCUUAAAAACAUUUACCCAUAGCCAGAUCCCCAAAACACACACUCUGUCUCUCACAGACACUCCUAAUCCCUACAGAGGAGUAGGACAGAUUGCCCCAUAAAUGAAAUAGAGUUAAUUUCUCUGGGUAUUUUAACCUAAUUAAAGGAAUACUCUAGUUUUGUGGACAUUGGAGAUUCCAAAAAAUUUGUAUCAAUAGAUUGCAUUUGCUGAAAUCUGGACAUGAAUUUGUAUAGGUCUGCUAUGUGACAGGUACUAUAAUGUAUGUUAUAAAAUGUGGCAUCUUUCCACCAAAUAACUUUAUGGUGAUAAGUAUUGUAUUUAAAUAUUUACAUAAAAGGUGAUUUCCUAGGUUACUGUAGCUUCAGGUUUAGCACCAUCACAAUAACUAAGAAAAUGGCAUUUCUGUAGCUGGGGCUUCCAACUGGUACAAUUAUGAAUGUCCUUCUCGUCCAAAACUUUUAGUCACCAGCAGUGGCACCAUGCAGUUUGCAAACGCUUCUGAUGUCGGUGGUACUGGUAUAACCCUUCUGCAGAUAUUGGUUCAUCAAAAUGUAUUGAACACCCACCCAUUGGUAAGAGGUGUCAUGUUGUCUCUGAAGCUAUUACGGUGAAGCAAAAUGAAAGCCCUGUAAGCAGAGUCUAGAAUUUGUUAGUUGCCUGGCAUCUUCCCUUGACACCAUGAAAAUAUCCUCUCUUCCAGAGGGCUGAGAAAGCAUCUUCUUUGGGCCCCAGAAACUUUCAGAAGGAUUGAAAGGAUUCCUUUUUCCUCCCCAGAGGCUAGAACCAUCACCCACACUAGCAAGGCAGACACCUUACAAGUACCUUGACCUCUUGUUAUGCCUGCUGCUUCUCCAGGUCUCCUCAUUGCUCUUUAAAUUCACUACUGGGAUCCUUCACACAUCCAGGCAGAAAGGAUCCCUAGAUUUCCAUGAUCAUUAUAGAUUUACCAGAUGCAUAAAGUCUCAUCCUUCAGGGAGGGGAUGUGGGGUUCUAAUCUGAGUAAAAAUUCCUGAUUUGAUAGAUUGUAAUCUGGCUGCCUCCUUUAAAAACUCAUCUUGGGACUAGUGUUGUGGUGUGUUGGAUUAAACCAGUGCCUGUAACACUAGCAUACCAUAUGGGGGCUAGCUUAAGUCCCGGCUACUACACUUCUGAUCCAGCACCCUGAUAAUGUGACUGGGACAGCAGCGAAAGAUGACCUAAAUGCCUGGGAUCCUGCCACCCACAUGGGAAACUCAGAUGAAGUUCUGUGUUCCUGGUUUCAGCCUGGUCCAGUCCCAGCUGUUGAAGCCAUUUGGGGAGUAAACCAGCAGAUAGAAGAUCUCUCUCCCUCUUUCUCUGACUAUCUUUUCAAUAAAUAAAUCAACAUUUAAAAAAAAAAGGCACUAUCCUUUAUGGAUUCUGUAUAAAUAAAUUUAAUAUGCAAGAAAAAUUGCAUUGAAAAAUUCGUUUAAAUAUUAACUUUUAGAGCAUGUCUAUCUAAAAUAAGGGUCUUCCUUACUUAAUAGAUUCUCAAAGGAGGAGGUGUUAACUGCAUUGAAGUGCCAACUCCCAGUCCAAUUCCAGCAGGCGUGAGCAUUUGGCGAAUAAACCAGCAGAAGGGGUAAUCCAGUUUCUCUGUCUCUGCCUUCCAAACAAGAAAAUGUUAGGUAAACAGCGGAAAUAUAACAAAAACUGUUGCUGAUUAUUUCUCCUUUGAAAGUAAUAUGUAUUUAUUAAGGAAAAUACAGGAAACUGGAAAAGCCUUUAUGGUCCCAUCUCUAAAAGAAAAUCAAUUUUAGGAGAAAGUUAAGGUCUUACCAAAAUAUUGUCAAUGAUAAAAGGUAAAGUGACAAUGUCAUGCCAAUUUUCUUAAAAAAAAAUGAGGACUAGAAAUUUUAAGCACUUACUCUAUAAAAAUACAAAAUCAAAAAGACUUUGGCUUUGUUUACAACAAUACUGAAAUUGUUGCUUUACACUGCCUUCUGACCUUGCAUAAAGUAGCUCAUUUGAUGAUGCCAUGACUGAGCUAGCAGCUCAGGAAACAGAGCUAGUGAUGCGUGAUCUCUCCUGCUGAGAGAGUUGUGUGAAAUGUGUCUACUGAGUUAAAGCUUCAGAGUCAACGUCUCAGAGUGUGGUGCUACAGAGGCCUUCACUGCAGGCAAGGCCUUGCAACUGAACUGAUGAGUACUAAGCUCACUGAUAAUCAUUUGACAAACAGCAACAUUAAGUACAGGCACCUAGCCUAACCACCUGGAAUGCCUGUUGUUAUGGAGGACAAAUAAGCCAAAUGAAUUAAACAGAUGAUAUAUAUAAAUUAGAAGAUGUUGAUAAUGAGUAGAACUAGAGACAAGAAGGAGGGAUAGGCUGGAAGGGUGGGGUGAACAUAGAACUGGAGAAAACUUGGAGAAGCCAAGGAACCAGCUAUGUUUCUCUCCCUGCAGGGAAGAAGUUCAAGGUCUCCAUGGCUAAAGCAGGCCAGGAAUGAUGAGAACUGCAAGAGCAGGAAACAGGAGAACAGACAAGGAAGACAGAUUGGAGAGGCCUUGGAAGAACUCUGGCUUCUAUUAUAGCUUCAAAGAGUGGCAAACUGCAAGAAUUCUG